AGGAUGUUUCAGGAACCAACACAUUAUCACAGACUCAAUAUACAUCUUCCUUGCUGACCAUUUCCUGACCUGACUCCACCCCUGAGGGACACAGCUCAGCCUUGACCAAUGACUUUAAAGGAUUAGGGGGAACAAAGGGCCAGAAGUUCAGCAGUAAAGAAUAAAAGGCCACACCUUCCAGCAGCAGCACAGACUUGCUUCUGACACUUCUGUGAUCACCAGUAAGCUUCAAGACCUGACCUCAUGGUGCAUUUUACUGCUGAGGAGAAGGCUGCUAUCACUGGCCUGUGGGGCAGAGUGAAUGUGGAAGAGGCUGGAGGCGAGGCUCUGGGCAGGCUCCUGGUUGUCUACCCCUGGACCCAGAGGUUCUUUGACAACUUUGGCAACCUGUCCUCUCCCUCUGCCAUAAUGGGAAACCCCAAGGUCAAGGCCCAUGGCAAGAAGGUGUUGACAUCCUUUGGAGAUGCUGUUAAGAACAUGGACAACCUCAAGGGCGCCUUUGCUAAGCUGAGUGAGCUGCACUGUGACAAGCUGCACGUGGAUCCUGAGAACUUCAGGCUCCUGGGCAACGUGAUGGUGAUCAUUCUGGCUUCGCACUUUGGCAGAGAAUUCACCCCUGAGUUGCAGGCUGCUUGGCAGAAGCUGGUGGCUGGUGUUGCCACUGCUCUGGCCCACAAGUACCACUGAAUUCUCCUUUCAGUUCACCAUUUUUGGUCCCCAAUGCCUUCCUUCUACACGUGGGGACUGGAGUUUGGCCUUGAGAGCCCGGCUUCUCUUUAAUAAAGUACAUUCUGUUCAGUGAUCAAAAAUUAA
Aethalodelphis obliquidens (Pacific white-sided dolphin) is the source of this 813-nucleotide messenger RNA. Its product is annotated as hemoglobin subunit epsilon-1. Gene Ontology annotation, molecular function: peroxidase activity; haptoglobin binding; hemoglobin alpha binding. Gene Ontology annotation, biological process: oxygen transport; hydrogen peroxide catabolic process. Bases 244 to 687 code for a protein of 147 amino acids. The transcript has 3 exons. Gene Ontology annotation, cellular component: haptoglobin-hemoglobin complex; hemoglobin complex; blood microparticle. The record is from RefSeq and is a predicted model, not a curated record. NCBI's taxonomy places the organism in Eukaryota, Metazoa, Chordata, Mammalia, Artiodactyla, Delphinidae.